Molecule: messenger RNA, 4278 nt
Organism: Struthio camelus australis
Lineage: Eukaryota; Metazoa; Chordata; Aves; Struthioniformes; Struthionidae
Source: RefSeq, a predicted model, not a curated record
UUGUGUCAUGCCAUGACGUGGCAGGCUGUGGUGUGCCAUGGUGGGUCAUGCUCUGCCAUGCCGUGACAUGGUGGGUCGUGUUGUGUCAUGCCAUGACGUGGCAGGCUGUGGUGUGCCAUGGUGGGUCAUGCUCUGCCAUGCUGUGACAUGGUGGGUCGUGUUGUGUCAUGCCAUGGCGUGGCAGGCUGUGGUGUGCCAUGACGUGGCAGGCUGUGGUGUGCCAUGGUGGGUCAUGCUCUGCCAUGCCAUGACAUGGUGGGUCAUGUUGUGUCAUGUCAUGACGUGGCAGGCCAUGUUAUGUCAUGCCAGGCUGUUCUAUGCCAAGCGCUAUCUUCUCUGCAGGCACAUGACACAGGGCACGGACGUGUCGGGGCUCUUCACGGAGAUGGUAAAGGCCAGCGCGGUGGCUGAUGUGGUGCAGAAGAAGCUGGUGUACCUGUACAUGUGCACCUAUGCACCGCGGCAGCCCCACCUCACCCUGCUCGCCAUCAACACGCUCUGCAAGGACUGCUCCGACCCCAACCCCAUGGUCCGGGGGCUUGCCCUCCGCAGCAUGUGCAGUCUCAGGAUGCCUGGUAUACAGGAAUACAUCCAGCAGCCUAUCCUAAAUGGCUUGCGAGACAAAGCCUCCUAUGUGAGGAGAGUAGCUGUUCUUGGCUGUGCAAAGAUGCAGAAACUCCAAGGGGACUCUGAAGUGGAUGGUACAUUGGUGAAUGAGUUAUAUAGUCUGCUUCGUGACCAGGACCCUAUUGUAGUAGUGAAUUGUCUGAGGGCUUUAGAAGAGAUUUUGAAGAAGGAGGGAGGAGUUGUCAUCAACAAACCCAUCGCCCAUCAUCUCCUCAACAGAAUGGCUGACCUAGAUCAAUGGGGACAGAGUGAGGUGCUUGCCUUCCUUCUGCGUUACAGGCCCCGCAGUGAGGAGGAACUUUUUGACAUACUCAAUUUAUUAGAUGGAUAUCUCAAAAGCAGCAGUCCCAGUGUUGUGAUGGCAGCCACCAAGCUUUUCCUAGUGCUGGCCAAGGAGUACCCACAUGUGCAGGCAGAUGUUUUGGUGAGAGUGAAAGGACCGCUGCUGUCUGCCUGCACUUCUGAGAGCAGGGAACUCUGCUUCACGGCUCUGUGUCAUGUGCGUCAGAUCCUUGGUAGCCUUCCUGGCCAUUUUAGCAGCCAUUACAAGAAGUUCUUCUGCUCAUAUUCAGAGCCCCACUACAUCAAAUGCCAGAAGAUGGAGGUGUUGUGUGAGCUGGUGAAUGAUGAAAAUGUGCAACAAGUGCUGGAGGAGCUGAAGGGCUAUUGCACUGAUGUAUCAGUAGAGCUCGCCCAAGGGGCGAUCUUUGCCAUAGGCAAUAUUGCUAGGACAUACACAGAACAGUGUGUGGGGAUUCUACUUCAGUUAAGGGGGCGAUUGUCCUGGCUGCAUUCAUGGUCUCAUACGGAAGCUCCUUUCUGGUUGCCGUCUGUUGGGUCAGGAACGGUAGUACAGACUUUUCGGGACCUGGUUUGGCUAUGUCCCCAGUGUACAGAUGCAGUGUGUCAGGCACUGCCUGGCUGUGAGGAGACCAUCCAGGACAGCGAGGGCAAGCAAGCAUUGAUCUGGCUCUUGGGGGCACAUGGUGAAAAAGUACAAAACGCCCCCUAUGUUUUAGAGGACUUUGUGGAGAAUGUGAAAUCAGAGAUGUUUCCAGCAGUGAAGAUGGAGCUUCUGACAGCAUUGGUGCGACUGUUCCUGUCUCGUCCUGCUGAGUGUCAGGACAUGCUAGGGCGACUACUCUAUUAUUGCAUAGAGGAGGAGAUGGAUAUGGCAGUACGUGACCGUGGAUUGUUCUACUAUCGCCUCUUACAGUCUGGUGUGGAAGAAGUGAAACGGAUCCUAUGUAGCCCCAAGUCUGACCCCUCUCUGGGGGUCCUGGGAGACCCAGCUGAACGACCUGUGAAUACGUGGGCUUCAGAGUUUAAUACCCUUGCAUCCGUUUAUGGCAGAGCAUGCUGGGCCCUUGUCACUGCUCACCAGCCAGUGGAACCCUGUUAUGCUUGUUCUCCUUGUACUGACCCCAGGGACGGAAGGACAGAGUCACUGAUUUCUGAAGAGAAUAAAGAAGUCCUCCAGGUUCAUCCUGCUACAGGCAGCCUGACCUUAAUUCCUGAUGUGAAUCUGACUGCGGAACAAUUUGAGAAGACCUGGCUGAAUCUGGACGUUAGCUGCCAGCACUCUCUGCCCUGGCGUGGAAAGGCUCACUUGGAUACCAUACAGGCUGCUCUUCAUGUUGUCCACAUCCAGACUAUUGCUAUGAGCAAAGCUGGUGUCCAGCCAUGGAAAGCUUAUCUCAGUGCUCAGGAUGACACUGGUUGCCUCUUCCUAACAGAGCUAUUGCUUGAGACAGAGGAUUCAGAGAUGCAGGUUUCAGUGAAGCAGAGCGAGGCAAAGCCUGAGGCACUGAAAACCUUUAUUUCCCUUUUAAGGACUGUAAUGGGGACAGUUGUUGGUCUGAGAUCCUGAUUAAUCUCUGCUCCCAGGAGGAUGCUUACUCAGGGCACAGGAAAGGUUUCUUUCUGUGGCUUCAUUUGCCAUAAACUACUGCUGAUUUUGUACUUUUAAAGUGUAAGAGCCUUAUCAGCCCUCCUUCCCUAGCCAGUAGGGACAGAGUUAUACCUAGAAAUCAUGUAUGUGAGAGUCGCUAGAGCUGGUGUAGGUACUGCAUUGUGGUAACUGGUGAGCGAGGCAAGUUAAAUGAUCUUCCUCUGGGCUGGUGAAAGGACAAGAUAAUGCAUUUGUUAGCCUGCUGCUUCUACCAUGAGUCAUGGAUUUUAACAGUUGAGAGUGAAAGGAGCUCUGCUUUGCCAGAAUGUGGAUGGAUAGGAUACAUCAUGUUUAUUAGAACCGGUGUGUUUCUUUUUCAAGAGGAAGUGUAUUUUCCAGUUGAAAGGUAUUGCUGCAAGGAUAAAUCACCCUGUCUGAAAAGUCCCACCUCAGCCUUUCUGUGGCAAAGGCUACUGUAGGAAAAUGCAGGAAUGAGCAAGUUAUAUUUAAUGUUAUGUUUCUGUGAGUUAGUGUGGCUUGAGUUUUGUAACCUGUGUCCCUUUGACCAUAUCAGUAUGGUGUGAGUCCUCGGUACUUGCACCAGUAAUUGAAGAAUUGCUGUUUGGAUAAUUAAUUUGUAUGGUAUACUAACUUUUUACUUAAACCAAAUUUUACCAUUUGUUACUUUGUGACCGGAAAGGAUAUGUAAAGGUUUUGUUGCCUGUGCAGUACUUACUUCUGUGCAGUACUCUCCUUCUGUCCUUGUGAUACAGUAUAUGAGAUUGGUCCAGUACUAUAUGACUUAAUUUUUCCAGCUGUUGUUGCUGUCACUUGCAGGAUUGUUUGUAUCUCACUAUUAUUUUGUCCUAUGUUUGUUACUUGUUCCCGUCAGUUCCAUGUUGGGCGGCUGUCACUUCUGAGUACUGAUCGGUUGUAUUGGACACUCUUGUAUGGACUUGCUGGCCGUUUCAUUUCUGUAUUUCUCAUUUUUAUUUCUAUUUGUUUUUCUUUUCUGAAUUUUUCCUUGUUUGUUCUUGGUGCCUAAAUCUCUCCUCCACAGUUUCUUGAUGGAUGAGGCUUUUUCUGUAUUCUUUAUAUAUACAUUUCAUAUAAUUUAAGCAAAGCAAAAUAAACUAUCUCUCGCUAUCUCAGGGCCUCACUUCCUCUUUCCCAGAAUCUUUCCUCGUUUUAUUUGGUUUGUUUCUGUUUGGCAAGCUUCUGGGGGUGUUCUUUGUGAAUAAAGUAUCAUUGUAGCUGGACCGUUUUAAUUAGCAAAUGUAAUUGUGCCAAGAAUGUUACUGCCAAUGCUUGCAUGUUUCCUUUAUUCAAAUAAAAGAAUAAUUGGAAAAUGCUAUCCGGGAGGGAGGGACAGGACAUUUUUCACAUAUGGGUUCCUUAAUCUAUUCAGGUGCCUGGAUUCCUCAUACAGGGAAGAAUUAAAAAUUAUAUUCUUGCGAACCUCGGGACUUGUAUCACAAGGACAGCACUCUAUCUGUUCCAUUGAAAGUUAUGGAGAAUUGGACUUUGCAAUGUCAUGAAAACUUCCUUGCUACAGCCAUGAAAAUCCUCUCUGAUGGUGAAACUGUUGGUCUUGCCACUUCAGUAGCUUUUGGUCAGGGCCUAGAGAGAAACAGGGAAUGCUGCUCCUAAUCCAGUCUGCAGAUAAGAAGUCCAUUAACUGUUUACACAAUGGCAAAAACCUAAAGAGUGGCCCCUGGUUUAAGAUUAAAGUACAUUGGUUACUGUAACGGCUUUAUGGU